UUGUGUAGAAUGUUAUUGAUCCUAUCCUAUUGAAUUAAUGCAGCAGUCAUCGUAGACUUUGCGACUGACCUUGCAUCCUUCUUCAAUUACACCCACCAAAGAACACCAAUAACCAACCUAGAAAAAAAAAAAAAGAAGAAAAACACCACUAGCCACAAGCACGUGUUUAACGCUGUACUUCUAUUUAGCAAGAAGAAAAAUAAAAACGUCAGUGACACGGGGUCGCCAAUUGCUUCAGUAUAAGAGUAGGAGCUUCCCUCAGCUUCUUCGCUACAACAAUCCCCCUAAAGAAAACUAGCCAAUGGCAUCUCUUUCAACUCCCCUUCAAAGCUCCACUGCCUACUCCUCCUCCUCUACUCUGUCCUCCUGCCCUUUCUCUACGAAGCCAUCACAGUUUUACCUCAGUGCCAAACGUAACUAUCACCAGUUCACGGUUUCAUGCAAAAACAAUGAAAGCCAUGAACAAGUUAACAAUCUUGAUAGGAGGGAUGUGCUUUUGGGCUUGGGUGGCCUUUAUGGCGCCUCAAACCUCAUCAUCAACCCUUUUGCCAUGGCAGCUCCUAUAGCUGCCCCAGAAAUCGCCAAAUGCGGUCCACCGGCGGACUUACCUUCAGGAGCAGUUGUCACUGACAAUUGCUGUCCGCCGGUGCCCGGCAAAGUCAUUGACUACAAACUCCCUCCACCACCUAAGGUGAACCGUUUUAGGCCAGCUGCUCAUUUGGUCAAGAAAGACUACAUUGAAAAACUUAACAAGGCGGUCGAGCUCAUGAAAGCUCUGCCAGCUGAUGAUCCCCGUAAUUUUACCCAACAAGCAAAUGUUCAUUGCGCUUAUUGCAACGGUGCCUACAUCCAAUCAGGCUCUGAUCAAGAAAUUCAAGUCCAUAACUCGUGGCUAUUCUUUCCUUUUCAUAGAUGGUAUUUGUACUUCUAUGAAAGAAUCUUGGGAAAGCUAAUAGGCGAUCCCAGUUUUGGACUGCCCUUUUGGAACUGGGACAACAUUGGUGGUAUGACCCUACCGUCCAUAUUUCAGGACCAAUCGUCAGCACUGUAUAACCAAAAUCGUAACCAAAGUCAUCUGCCACCAACAGUCGUGGACUUGGGGUAUAAUGGUACGGAUACAGAUGCAACAGACAUAGAAAGGAUAAAAAACAAUUUGGCAAUCAUGUACCGUCAAAUGGUCACUAAUUCCACCACUGCCAAAGAUUUCUUUGGAAAGGAAUACCGGGCCGGCGAUGCGCCCAGCCCGGGUGCAGGGUCCAUCGAGGCCAUUCCCCAUAUCCCAAUCCACAGGUGGGUCGGCGAUCCAAGGCAGCCAAAUGGUGAAGAUAUGGGUAAUUUCUACUCAGCUGGAAGAGAUAUUGUGUUCUAUAGCCAUCAUGCAAAUGUGGACCGGAUGUGGACAAUUUGGCAGCAAUUGGGAGGUAAAAGGAAGGAGGUCCCCGAUCCAGAUUGGCUGAAUUCUUCCUUCAUUUUCUACGAUGAAAAUGCUCAGCCUGUCUGCGUGAAAGUUGGUGAUUGUUUUAGCAAUGAUAAAAUGGGAUAUAUUUACCAAAAGGUGGAUAUUCCUUGGGUCAAGAAUAAGCCCGUGGCCCGCGUGACAAAAUCUAGGGUGGCUUUCACUUCCGGGGCACCACAAGCUGAUAAGGUCUUCCCGGGACCCCUUAACAAGACCGUGAAAGUGUUGGUCAAGAGGCCCAAAUUAUCAAGAAGCAAGAAGCAAAAGGAGGAGGAGGAAGAGAGAUUGGUGGUGUCCGGGAUCGAGUUUUCCAUGGACAAGUAUGUUAAGUUUGAUGUUUUCAUUAAUGAUGAAGAUGAUAAUCCAAACGAUUUUGCUAAGUCCGAGUAUGUUGGGAGCUUUGCACAUUUGCCACACAAGGUUAAAGGUGACAUGAAAGUUAAGACUACUCAAACCUUUGAGUUGACUGAGAUUUUGGAGGACUUAGAUGUUGAAGAAGACGAUGCCCUGUUGGUGACUUUGGUGCCAAAGUCCAAAACUGCUCUUACCAUUGAUAGCAUCAAGAUUGAGGUUGCUGCUUGAUUCACCUGCUAGUACUUUUUUUUUUUUUUUUUUAAUCUCCUCCCUGGGAAAAAAUCUGGCAUUAGAUUUCAUCGAUUGCUUUGAUUUUGACCUAUGCAUGCAUGUUUCAGCACCAUGAAUAAAAUACUUCUGGUGUGCUUGUCACCAGUUAAUAAAAAUAUGUUUCAGCACCUA
Molecule: messenger RNA, 2212 nt
Organism: Coffea arabica (coffee)
Lineage: Eukaryota; Viridiplantae; Streptophyta; Magnoliopsida; Gentianales; Rubiaceae
Product: polyphenol oxidase I, chloroplastic-like
Biological process (GO): pigment biosynthetic process
Molecular function (GO): catechol oxidase activity
Source: RefSeq, a predicted model, not a curated record